UGCGGCCCGUCGUGGAGGCAGGCGGAGGAGGCCGGAUGCAUCUAUGACCUGAUGAUGAGCGCAUGGGUGAGCCCGCAGUGUCACAAUCAGAAGUUAUACCUUCAAUACGUCUCCAAUAUCAACAACACCUUCUACCUAGAUAGACAGCACAAAAGCGUCGUUCCGUGGGACGACGUCCUGAGCGGCCGAUAUCCGCCCGGAGGACUCUGGACUGACGGAGGAUUCCAUCACCUACACUGUUCGUAUAUCUGGGAUCGGCAACGAAGCGCCUAUGCGCAUGCCCGGGCUACCGGAGAUCCGUUGACCUUGGAUACUCACUGCCGGAACGAAACACACACGGCGCACUGCAUCUUCUGGAACGCGCACCCCAAUGGGUGGGAGAUUAAUGCGCCCAACAUUACCCAUAUAUAUCCUCCAAAUGAACCAGUACAAUGCCUGGUUGGAUAG
This is a messenger RNA of Colletotrichum graminicola M1.001, 447 nucleotides long. RefSeq lists its product as uncharacterized. The record is from RefSeq and is a predicted model, not a curated record. NCBI's taxonomy places the organism in Eukaryota, Fungi, Ascomycota, Sordariomycetes, Glomerellales, Glomerellaceae. The transcript has a single exon. The annotation marks the transcript as partial.